Messenger RNA from Fraxinus pennsylvanica, 402 nucleotides. The record is from the annotation of a GenBank genome assembly. NCBI's taxonomy places the organism in Eukaryota, Viridiplantae, Streptophyta, Magnoliopsida, Lamiales, Oleaceae.
AUGGAGAAUGCAACAAACAAGAAGGAUAAAUCUCCGUUGAGGGCCGAGAGAAAAAGCUUCAAGAAGCAGAAAGAAUCCAUCAAGAAGAUGACGAAGGAACUCUCAGAAAUUUGCGACGUCAAGGCUUGCGCUGUUAUCGUUGGGCCUGAUGGGACGAUCGACACAUGGCCGGAAAAUCAUAACGAUGUGCGGGAGGUGAUCCAAACGUACAAAAACUGCGGUCUGGAAAAGGGACAGCCUCAAGAACUCGAUGGUGAUAACGUUAUAAACAAGGAAAAUGUCAGUGUUGUCUCGGAGAAGGAGAAACCUACGAAACAAGAAUUGCUAAGAAUGAUCGAUGCCAAAUUAGCCCAAGUAAAGAAGAGGAUUCAGAUCUUGAAGUCCAAUGAUGCAUCUGGAUGA